AACAAUUCUUAUCGUUUAAAUCCAAACAUAAUUCUUAUCUAACUAAAAAUUAAUUGAAUCCAAUGAGUUUAUGUGAUUAAUCUAUGGCGAAUCAUUCAAGCUUUACCUCACGUCUGUUAAUGGAAUGUAAUUAUUAUUGGACACAUUUCAUGAAUUGUUUGGCAUUUAUUGAUGAUAAUCAUUAUUAGGAUUUAUUCAGUCGUAAAAAUCGGGCCAAUUCUUUACCGUUUUAUGUGAAAAUUCAAUCUAAAACUUCAAUUUAAAGAAAUGAAUUCCUAACUCUAACUUUUUGGAUAGAUGAAGAUACAGAAGAUAGUAUUUUUAUCAUCACUUUUUUUCUUAGAAUCUCAAGCUAUUACUUUACAACCGAAUCGAUUUUUCUUAACGAAUAAUUACUUAAACACUUCAAUUAAACAUAGAGAAAAACGUCAAGACUCCGACGAAGUAGAAGAUCUCGAGCUUUCUUGUAAUUUCGGACAAAAUUCUGAUCUUACGUUUUGCGAUUGGGUCCAUCCGAAAAAUGCCUCCGAUCGUUUUCGUUGGCAAGUCAAUCGAGGAUCGCGAUAUUUGUUGUUGGGUGGUCCCGAAAACGAUCGAACAUCCGCUGAUUACGAAGGUGGUUAUGCUGUUUACGAAACAUCCCUGUAUCCUUCGGAUAAUGUGGAUGAUAAUAUCGCAGAUAACGCAUUGCUUUUAAGUCCAAAUAUUUCACGAACUGAACCGCAGGGGACUUGUUUAACGUUUUAUUACUCGAUUGAGGGACUCAGUGCUGAUAAAUUACGAAUAUUGCUCUAUCGUCACGCAGAUAAAUCAAUGAUACCUCUUUGGGAGAGCAGCGACAUAAUGACCGAAAACUGGCAGAAAGGAGAAGUAGUUUAUGCCAUUGGAGAGAAACAUCAGAUCGUCUUUGAAGCUCUUCCUAAAAAGUUAAAGGAUUCGGAACGAUGUUUUCGUGGUUACAUUGCAAUCGAUGAUAUAGAAUCUAAUGAAGUCGGAAGUGAUUCGUCCGAAAAUUGCUUAGGACAUUGUACAUUCGAGGGUGGAUUUUGCGGUUGGGUUAAUCUAGACGAAGAGGAAGAGGAUGAUUUUGACUGGACGUUGAGCAGAGGAAGUCAAAGUUAUCUAACAGGACCGUGUCGAGACUUUACUAGCUUUAAUAAAGAUAUUCCAACAGGUGGUUACGCUUCAAUUGAGAAUGCCAAACCGAGAAAACCGGGUGAUAGAGCCGAAUUAGUCAGUCCUUUAUUUCAAGCUACUGGAGAUAGUAAUCCCGUAUGCAUGAGAUUUGCCACUCACAUGUUUGGCAACGGAGUGGGAAUCUUAAGAGUCAAACAGCAAUAUCAACUAGAUGAUGAAAAUGUAGAAAGAGUGUUAUGGGAAAUAGGAGGGGAUGCCGGAAACCAUUGGUAUAUGGCACAAGUAUCCGUUUCUUCUCCCAGUCCUUAUAAGCUUUUGUUCGAAGGAAUAGUUGGCAAAAAUACAAUGGGUACUAUAGCUAUCGAUAAUAUCUCUUUUAGACCCGGAUCAUGUCCAAUUUAUCCUCAAACUGCCGCUGAGCUCUCUGCCGAUUGCAAUUUUGAAGAAAAUAUUUGCAAUUGGAUCAAUUCUCCUCCUCAAGCUGGAGAAGAUGAUUUCGAUUGGAACAGAAUUCAAAAUUAUGCUCACGUUCAAAGUCUUCCACUUAUAGACCAUACAACUGGAACUUCCGAAGGCUUCUUUAUGGCGUUAUCUAACACAUCACCCUUACCACUUCGAGGAGGUACUAGAGCAUGGUUAAUCAGUCCAAAUUUACCAGCUCCUGAAGGUCCUAGAUGUAUUGAAUUCUAUUAUUAUAUGUUCGAACGUACAAUCGAUUCUAGUGGUCCAAAUUUGGGUAGCACUCGAGUCUAUACGAGACCAGCACUUCCGGAGCAAUCUUUAAAUAUAACUCCUAUCUGGAGAUUAAUCAAUCAUCAAAGAAGACAAUGGCUUAGAGCUAGAGCGGCUGUAGUUAUUGGACCAGAAAGACAAACACCGACAGAACCUUUUCAAGUGAUCAUUGAAGGAUUAUGGGGUCACGGAAGUGUCGGUGCUAUUGCUAUUGAUGAUAUUAGUUUCUUCGAUGGAGAUUGUGGAAAUUAUCCUAAUGACGGAACACCAAUCAGAGGGGAAUGCUUCUUUGAUAAAGAUACUUGCGACUGGAGCGAUAGAACAAUAGCACCUCCGACAUACGAAUACGGAAUUGGAGAAAGGGGUGCUUCAGUAAGAUGGAGAUUAGCUACUAGUAUUAGUAGACCUGCUAAUGUAUUCGAUCGUACUUUUGGAGGGACUACUGGAUUCGUCUUCUUCGAUGUCUUCAAUCAGCAGAGAAUUCAAAAACCUAUUUUAAGAAGUCCUAUUUUAAAAAAUAGUGAUAGUGGAGUGAGGUGUUUCAGCUUUUGGUUUGUUAAAUUUGGUAGAGGAGCGGAUACUUCUCUGGCUGUACAAUUAGUAGAUUUAUCCGAAUCUGAAUCCGAAAAGUUAUCGCUUCUGUGGAAAGUUGGCGGUAAAGAAAAGAAUCAUAUCAAAACUGUAGAAUGGACUUACGCACAAGUUGAAAUACGAAUGGAAACAGAUUAUGCUCUCCAAUUUCAUGGAGAAUCUGCGGAUGGAGGAUUCGCUAUAGAUGAUAUCACUUUUAACGACGUGAAAUGUUCCAUUCGGCCGCCAACGGCUAAACCAAUAGAUGAAGAAUCGGAGAAUGAAUCGGAUUAAAAAAAAAAUGAAAUGAUAUAAAUUGAAUUUGUAAAUAGAUAUUGUUGAAAUAUUUAAUGUUUUAAAUUUAUUAUUAAUUUCUAAGAACAGAUUAUAUUUAAACUACACCUACAUCUAAUUUAUGAAUAAAGAAAUUCGUAUUGUUAUGCUAUUAAAAUGCUAAGUAGGUCAUACCAUGUAAACUUUAGAAAUGAUUUUUAAAAUAUGUUAUAAGAUAAAAUAAAAUUA
This is a messenger RNA of Centruroides sculpturatus (bark scorpion), 2961 nucleotides long. RefSeq names its product MAM and LDL-receptor class A domain-containing protein 1-like. The coding region runs from base 298 to 2733 and encodes 811 amino acids. Gene Ontology annotation, cellular component: membrane. The transcript is spliced from 19 exons. Lineage: Eukaryota; Metazoa; Arthropoda; Arachnida; Scorpiones; Buthidae. The record is from RefSeq and is a predicted model, not a curated record.